AUGGCACAGUUUAUCAGAAGGAACAAUAAUAACAUUGACGUUAUUUCAUCAACUUCAAGACCAGUAUCUUCAGCUUCUUUACAGGAAUGUGUUGAAACAUCAUCUUCAUCGGAUUUAAUUGUUCAAACCAACAAUUCACCAACCACUGAUAAUUUCCAAACUGUUAGAAUAGAAGACCAUGAAAUCAAUCCAUCAUUACCAAGUCUGAUUUAUGAUAAUUAUACUUUAAUGCAACCAAAAGAAAAACAACAAAUAAUUAAUGAACCUCUGACAAGUCCUGAAUUAAACUCCCAAAGUUUCCAAAGCGCUUUAGAUACUUAUCAUCAACCUUUAACAACUGGUGAUAUGACUGCAAUUGGUGAUUAUGAACUAGAAACUCAACAGGUUCCAGAUGAUGAAUUAGCUGGUCAUGUCAAUACAAUCCAUGAACAAGAUUCUGCUCAAACUAUAACUGCACCAGUCACACAAAAUCAAAUUAAUCCAAUGGUAACUGUCACUAUUUUAUCAAGGCUUUUCAAAUUUGUUAAAUAUUUGAUUGGAUUAGAUCCACCAACUAACCAAGAUCCUGAAAGACGUCCAUUAUUAUCACCAGAUGUUGAAAAUCAACAACCUCCUCCAACAACUCCAGGACAAGGUCCAGCUUAUAACUUGUUGAGCAGAUACCGUUAUUUCUUCAUUGUCUUGACCAUCUUGAUUGGGAUUGGGUUGAUCACUGUGGUCUUAGCUACUGGAGACUCCAAAUUGUUGGUUCUUGUGUUCAAGGCCUUCUUGUGUUAUCUUUUGGGUUCAAAUGCUCAAUAUUUGUUUGGGCAAGAUUUUUGUCCAGUUUCGUGA
Messenger RNA from Hansenula anomala, 834 nucleotides. RefSeq lists its product as uncharacterized. The transcript has a single exon. Lineage: Eukaryota; Fungi; Ascomycota; Saccharomycetes; Phaffomycetales; Wickerhamomycetaceae. The record is from RefSeq and is a predicted model, not a curated record. Bases 1 to 834 code for a protein of 277 amino acids.